Solanum lycopersicum (tomato) is the source of this 762-nucleotide messenger RNA. RefSeq names its product calmodulin-like protein 8. Gene Ontology annotation, molecular function: enzyme regulator activity; calcium ion binding. The record is from RefSeq and is a predicted model, not a curated record. NCBI's taxonomy places the organism in Eukaryota, Viridiplantae, Streptophyta, Magnoliopsida, Solanales, Solanaceae.
GAGGAUUGAGCUAUACUCAACUUUCUUUAUUUUCUCAUUCUACACUCUUCCUCUCUGUUUCAAGCUGUCCUUUGGAGGUACAAAAUACAAAAAUAAUCAUAAUCAUGGGAGAUGUAUUGAACAAUGAUCAAAUUGUUGAAUUGCAAGAAGCCUUCAGUCUGUUUGACAGAGAUGGAGAUGGUUGCAUAACGGUAGAAGAAUUAGCAACAGUAAUAAGGUCAUUGGAUCAAAAUCCAACAGAGGAAGAACUGCAGGAUAUGAUAACUGAAGUUGAUUCUGAUGGCAAUGGAACCAUUGAAUUCACUGAAUUCUUGAACCUUAUGGCCAAGAAAAUGAAGGAUACUGAUGCAGAGGAGGAACUUAAAGAGGCUUUCAAGGUGUUUGACAAAGAUCAAAAUGGUUACAUAUCUGCUAACGAGCUAAGGCAUGUGAUGAUAAAUCUUGGGGAGAAAUUAACAGAUGAAGAAGUUGAACAGAUGAUUAAAGAAGCAGAUUUGGAUGGUGAUGGUCAAGUCAACUUUGAUGAAUUUGUUAAAAUGAUGAUGAAUGUUUGAUAGGAUUUAAUUAAUUAGAACCUCAAAAUCAUUAAUUACUAUUCAUAAUUUAUUCUUUUCUUAUCAAUUUCCAUGUUAUUGUUCUUCUAUUUUUUAGCAUUUGUUUGACUUAUCAAUGUAACAAACAAGAAAUUGAUUAUUAGUUUAUGAAAUUGUACUCUCUUUCUUUAAAUUUAUAAGAAAAAGAAAGAACCAAUUUUUAUUGGAA